ACUCCAAAUUACCCUGAAAACCCCAGUACUUGCUGUACAUUUUAGAGCUUGAAUGGUGUCUAGCUGAAAGUUUGCAGAAGUUUCAAAGAGAACAAAGAUUUUGAAAGAUUUGAGCAAUUUCUCAUUUAUUUCCAGUGUGGCAUAUUUAGCUCAAUAUUUUAAAAAAUAAUAUUUAUAAGCACCAAAAGUGCCACAAUAUCCUGUACGAGCUGAAUGUUUUGACACAAAGAUUACUGAAGUCAUUGAAAGUUUGAAAAAUAAAAAAACCUACAGAAAUGUUUUGAAGCAUUGAUAGAAGUGCUGCAGGGGGCCCCAUGUUAUUCUGGUCUGUCUGGGGCCCCCGAACUGCUAAGUCCGCCUCUGGUAGACUCAAAAUGAAUUAAAUGGUAAAGAUAGACGUUAGUAGAAAGCAAUAUUUAAAAAGAUUCUUGAUCAAUAUGAUGGAUUUAAAAAAGAAAAGAAAAGAAAGAACCCAUCUCUUCUCCAGUCGCCUGGAGAAACCAGCUUUUUUCCUCCUCCUCGUUUUCCUCAUUCCGCCGCAUCCACCAGUAUCAGGUGCUUCUAUCAUUCGCUGCAGGGUUUCAUGGGAGGAGUUUUGCAAACAGGUCACACCCCUACAGCAGAGAAAGCUAAGGAGCGCACGGGCGUCCGUCACCGCGCACUACUAGAAAAAUAUGAUCUGGAGAAGAGCCGCUCCUGCGCUCCAGCCAGCAAGACAGCCUCCUCACUGCGACUAAAGCCCGACCACCCUGCGGGGGCCAUCGCCAAGUGUGGUCCCGACCCAACUCUGCUCUCCUCCACUGCGUCUGCGUCUCCCCCUGCGCGCUGGAUCUUCCGUGCCGGAAAAUGUGCGUGGAGAGCGAUGGAUGUGAGAUCGAGGGCUGCAGCAGCUCGGAUGAGGUUCGGACUCUGUCGGGCAGCAUGAGUCCCGGACUCCGGUCCAGCCCGGACCUUCACCCCUGCAAACCGGGGCAGAAAUUCCGCGACGCGCUGCUCAGGUGCCGCUCGCCGCUCGCCGCCGCCGUCUUCCUCAGCUUUGGAAACGUCCUCAAUUACAUGGACAGAUACACCGUCACCGGCGUUCUGCUUGACAUCCAGCGGCAAUUCCAGGUAUCAGACGGUAAAAUCGGCUUGCUGCAAACAGUCUUCAUCUGCAGCUUUAUGGUGGCAGCUCCCAUCUUUGGUUACCUGGGCGACCGCUUCAACAGAAAGGUCAUCCUGAGCUGUGGCAUUUUCUUCUGGUCCAUUAUCACUCUGUCGAGCUCAUUCAUCAGCAAAGAGUACUACUGGCUCUUUGUGCUCUCCCGAGGCCUGGUGGGGAUCGGAGAGUCCAGCUACUCCUCCAUCUCCCCAACCAUCAUAGGAGAUCUGUUCACCAAUAACAAGCGCACCAUGAUGCUGUCUGUCUUCUACCUGGCCAUUCCUCUGGGCAGCGGCUUGGGUUACAUCCUUGGAGCUGGUGCCAAAGAUGCUGCCGGAGAUUGGCAUUGGGCUUUGAGGGUGUCCCCCCCUCUGGGCAUCACCGCGGGGGCUCUGAUCCUGCUUUUUGUGCCCGAGCCCAAGAGAGGCAGCGCGGACCAGAUGGGAGCGUGCCUCAGGACCAGAACCUCCUGGGUCUGCGACAUGAAAGCCCUCGCCAAGAAUCGGAGCUACGUGUUCUCCUCCCUGGCUUCGGCAUCAGUGUCAUUUGCCACCGGCGCCUUUGGCAUGUGGAUUCCCAUCUACCUGACCAGAGCGCAGGUGGUGCAGAAGACUGUGGACGACUGUACAACAGACGUUUGCAGCAGCACGGACAGCUUCAUCUUCGGGGCCAUCACCUGUGUGACGGGGUUGUUGGGCGUGGUUAUAGGAGCUGCCACCACCCGCUUCUGUCGACAGAGGACGGAACGAGCCGACCCGCUGGUGUGCGCCGUCAGCAUGCUGGGCUCGGCCAUCUUCAUCUGCCUCAUCUUCGUGGUGGCCAAGAAGAACAUAGCUGGAGCAUAUGUUUGCAUCUUCAUUGGAGAGACGCUGCUUUUUGUGAACUGGGCCAUAACGGCGGACAUUUUAAUGUUUGUUGUCAUUCCCACAAGAAGAGCAACGGCGGUCGCCUUUCAGAGCUUCAUUUCUCAUCUGCUGGGUGAUGCAGGAAGUCCAUACCUGAUAGGACAGAUCUCUGACAAACUCCAGGAGAGCUACACCACCUCAGCACUGUGGCGGUUCCUCAGCCUGGGCUAUGCCCUCAUGCUGUGCCCCUUUAUCAUUGUCCUGGGGGGCAUGUUUUUCCUGGCCACCGCUCUGUUUUUCCUGGAUGACAGAGAGAAGGCAGAAAAACAACGGUCUACAUUUACACUCAGAAGUGCCUCAUCUGCCGCGGCGGGGCACUUUGACAUCGCGGAUGCAGCGCGGGUCAGGGCGGCUGACGACUGCAGCCUGGAGGAGGAAGGAGGCAGAGAGGGACAAAGUCACAUAGAAAGACAGGCUGAGCAAGCUGACACGACCUCCCUCCUUAGUUCGGGUAUGACAAGCUGACAAAUGAGGAAAAAUAAAAAAAUGAAGACAAUAGGAUGAAGGAAACCUGGCCUGACUUCUCUCACAACGAGCUCUACUGCCUGUUGUUGCGACCGCUCUUUUCCUCGCGGAGGCGCCUCUGAACUGGAACGAGGGCGCGUCUUGCCCCUCCUCUACAGGACCAGGCCGCCGCCCCUCCGACGGCGACCGCUGUCCUCGUCUUGGUCUGUGAGGAUUCACCGAACCUUUUAGGGAGGAGGCGGGGCGCAUCAGCCCUCUCCGAUCCCUCUGACUCCUGAUGCCAUACUACUGAAAUGCUGACAAUGAACCUGCCCUUCCUUCUUCUCGCCUGCCCGCCACCUGCCUGCCUGCCUGCUUUGUCCAGUCGUGAACGCCGACCUGGCUCUUCCUUCAGCUGUCAGUCUGCACCAACUACCACAAAUCAUUACAUUCCUUCAGACUUUUGCACUGACCGCCAAAAAACUCUUGAGACUUCCGUCAGCAGAUGUGUUUACAUGCAUGCAUCAGCUCAGCUCCAGGCCAAGCCGCGUACACGCAUCUCCCCGUCUUUGUAUUUAUUUAUUUAUUUAUUUAUUCCGUUUUCAGCUUGGAGGAAUCAUUUUUAACCUCACAACAACCGAUUCCGUGGUCUGAAAUCAGACAGUAAAUCCACCUGAUUGGGGAACAGAUGCAACACCAGCAGAAAAAUAAAAACAAAAUUACUCCACAGGAACAAUAAAAUCCAAAUAGUUUACUACGAUGAGAACUUAUGAGACCACCUUCCAUUCUAGUCACAGUGUUAGCAGCAAAAACCUGGUUUACACGAUGAAUGCAGUAUUUUUGAAGACUUAGCCUUGCUGUGCAUGUAAACAUAGCUGCUAGUCAAAGAGCCAAAAACAUGUUGCUGUUCAGUGAAGACGGAGAAUGAGCCUCUGGAGCAGGAGCUUUGAGCCUCAGCCACCCACCCACCUCCCCAUGUGUGUUUUUCAUUUGAGCUUUUAGCACUUAAAUCAUGAACUUCAGUGACUUUUAUUCUGGCCUUUUUUUCUGUGUGUAAUGCUGAAACUGCAGGCUGCUGAUGAUUGUUUUAGAAGGAAAAUGCUGCAAUUCAGGUGAUUUUUUAAGUAGACACUGGAUUUUUAUGUCUCUUUUAUUUAAUUUUCCUUUUAAAAAAAAAACAAAUUCCCCGUUUUUUUUUUUUUUGUUUAAAGAAAAGCCGUUUUUUUUUUGCAUCUCCGCUGCCUUAUCUGUGAGCAAAGUUUCUCUUCUCUGAUGGUUGGUUUUGAAUUUCUGGACACACAAACGCCCACACAGACAGAAAGUGACUUUUAAUGAUGGAUUCCAGCCCAGUCGGCCUGGUUACAAUAAUGUGCAUUGAGGAGCGAGUCCCGCCCCUCGCCAUUGUACAUAUCUAAUUCCGCGGCUUGCAGAAAGGAUCUUUGAAAAGGAGAUGGAGACACAGCCAUCAGAUUAUGUCUGGAGUCAGAAUCUGAGACAGCGGCAGGAAAUUCUCCGGCCUGAGGUUAGACUGAUGUGAGCUCUUAUCGCGAAGAUGUGAGGAAUUCUCUUCUUUACUCUGCAGGAGAGGAGAGCCCCCCCCCCCACCUGUUAACCUACAAGUAGAAACAUUUACAUUGAAAAAAAUUCAUAACCUUUUUUAUUUCUAGAAAAUACUACAAAUUUAGUCUGAUGCAAACAAGAACGCUUUUGUUUAUAGCAACAAGCUAAUGUGAUGCUAGCUCCAUUUGCUGUUUUAACCUACAAACAAAAAUUGACAUUAAAAAGGAUUCAUAACCAUUUUGUUUUUAAGAAAAAGUUACAAAUUCAGUUUGAUGCAAACAAAAAAGCUCCAGCUUUUGUUUAGUGACCUCAAAUCCUUAGCAACAAGCUAAUGUGAUAGAGCCAACAUGCUAGCUCCGUUAGCUCCUGAUGGAGACGAUGGUGUCAAAAGCUUUAGGAGACUAAAAGAGAAAAAAGCUGUUUGCAGAGCUAAAGCACAGGUGAAGGAGGAGGAAGAGUUUAAGGUGACUCACUGGCCGCAUGCGGGGUGUUUAAUGCCACAUUAUUAGCUUUAGCUUCUCUUAGCUUGUCCAAUCUGACGUGUUUACACACCUUCGUCCUCUUAAACUAAGCUUCUUACCGUCCGUUUGUUAAUUUUCUUAUCUUUUUUUUUAAUUGUUACCAAAUGAGGGGUUUUUAUGCCUACAGUAAAUACUCAAAUAUAUAUAUAUAUGAAUAUACAUAUGGCAAGAAAAAUGCAGUAACUUUUAAUAUAUUGUAAAUGAUGGCUUGGAUUGUAUUUAUUUGUUACCAUAAUGAAGAAUCUAUAAAGGGAAGUUUAAGGUUUGGAAAACUUUACAUAUUAUUGUGUCAUUAAGUUUUGAAUUUAUUUUUUGUGUCACAAUGAAACAACAUAGUACCUUUUAAUGCAUCACUAACACUCACCCUGUUUACUGUGAUCAUGAGCGAGAACUCCUCACGCAGAAGAAAUGUGAGGACGAAACACCGUCGCUUUUUUUGUAUGUUUUUAUUUUGUGUAGAACAAGUGAUCAAACCAUUUUGCACACGUAUUGUUCAGGGAUUUAUUUGAACCACAGCCUGACAUCAGCUUCACAGCCUCGUCGGUGACGGCGGCUCACCUGCUGACACGCCGCCGUCACACAGGAAGUCGGUUCUGGUCAGAUGGGUCAUGGACAGAGUUUCACCUUGCCAAAUUUUAGUCGAUUUUAGCACCAGUCCUUUAGAUUAAUGUGUCAAUUCUUCUGUGUUGAGAAUCACUGAAGCGAAACUUCUUGUCAUACAAGAAUCCUGUACAAAGAAGCCUAUUUCUGAUGUUUGAGCAGAAAACAGAGCUUAUUUUUAUUUUUAGACCAAGUCAGUUUGGAGAAGCAUCAGAGAAAUUUAAGGAUAUUUGUGAAUAACUGAACUGUGAUGCUCCUGUCGGGGAUGUGGAGGAGGGGGGGUGACUGCUAAAGGAAAUGUAAAUGUUUGCAAUUCAAAUAAACCUAUUUAAUCACUUCA
Molecule: messenger RNA, 5511 nt
Organism: Oryzias melastigma (Indian medaka)
Lineage: Eukaryota; Metazoa; Chordata; Actinopteri; Beloniformes; Adrianichthyidae
Gene: spns2
Product: spinster homolog 2 (Drosophila)
Exons: 14
Coding region: 847-2511 (554 amino acids)
Biological process (GO): lipid transport; sphingosine-1-phosphate receptor signaling pathway; transmembrane transport
Cellular component (GO): membrane
Molecular function (GO): sphingolipid intramembrane carrier activity; transmembrane transporter activity
Source: RefSeq, a predicted model, not a curated record